CCCCCAACCAGCCCCAGCCGGUGCUGUAUUAAAGAUCAGCAACGUAAGUCUUACUCGCGUUUCUACUAAAAUCCAUUGAAUUCAUUACACGUGAUUCGUUUUUCUAUAUCUCCCUCUUGAUUGAUACCCCUAUCAUCAACGGAUUUGGAUUGAUCACUCCCAACUAUUUCUUGGUUCUCAUAUUCAGUAAACAUUCUAUUGAUCUGAACUAAUUCGUCUAAAAGAUUCCCUACAACCUUUUGGCCCGCGAAGUUAUGCAUUUUCUUGGUCGUCGAGCCAAUUUACUUCCAGAGAGCAGAGGCACUUCGAUCCAUGUUAUCAUGGAACGAUCCACUGCUAAGACUAUGGACUGCUAUGUCGAGUUACUUACUCAAGCUGAUGCAGAAGAGGCUCUCUCAUGGGUUAAUCGUAACUUGCCUGCUCACUCUCCACGUCUUGGUGACCGGCAUGUUCAUGUUGAAAUGUCUUCUCAAGACGCAUUGCUUCGUGAGAUAUUCCCCCGUGCAAAGUGUGUUCUUUGGAAGAAUGGAAUCCCAGAAAUCCAGCCAAACACAGACCGAUACUCUACUGGUUUCCAAGGUUUUUUGACCAAUGAAGAGCUGUUUUGCAUGGUUCAUUAUGCUGAAGCACCGAAGAGAGUGAGUCUUUACAUGAGUACUGCUGCGUGUGGACUUCUGCUAAUCACCUCUGUAGGCUCCGUUUGCCGAGAAGUGCCCGCAACGUCCCUACGAGUUUAUGAUCAGCACCCUUGACAAAGUAUGCACUUUACUUCAUUUUGUUAAUCAAGGUCUUGCGCUAACCAGCUUAAUUCUGCCUAGUUCCCCUGGGCUUCAAAGUCGCUCUACACUGUUGAGCACCGUAAUGUUUUGUUUGAUGCUACCAGACGCCAACUACAAGCAUUGCUCCAGCAGGUUAAUGCUAGACGAGUCAUCCAACUGGAUGAGCGUCUGUUAAGGGAUCUCCUUAACGCAGGACUUCGAUGUUCGACGUUCAAUGAACGUCAGAAAUAUCUUCUCCGGGUGGCAGCCGGACAAGCACUGGGGCCCGUCCCCAGAACAGUGGUGUUCUGGCCCUUUGAUGCCCUUACGCGCAGGGCCAAUGCGCGAGAGGAGAGUGUGGAGGUACUAUGAUUUCUU
Molecule: messenger RNA, 1136 nt
Organism: Trichophyton rubrum CBS 118892
Lineage: Eukaryota; Fungi; Ascomycota; Eurotiomycetes; Onygenales; Arthrodermataceae
Exons: 1
Coding region: 255-752 (165 amino acids)
Source: RefSeq, a predicted model, not a curated record